UGAUGGAGAAAUUAGACAAUUGCCCUGUUAGUUGUCGGUGGAAACUAAAAUUAUACCAAAAUGGAAUCUUCCCAAGAUUGUCGUGGUACCUGUCUCUACUUCCUCUUUCACCAAGCUGGCUGCAAUCUGAAUUAGAUAGAAUUGUUACAUCUUACCUCAAGAAAUGGUGUAAACUUCGUCGCUCGGCCUGUACUGCCAUCUUCUACCUCCUCCCACAAAAUGCUGGUCUUGGCUUACCCCGUUUGUCUACGUCUUCCAUCUCCCUCCAGUCUUCAAAAUCUGCCCGUCUCUUAUCCUCACAUGACAACUGUGUCCGCUCUUUGGCCACCAGUCAAGCAUAUAAUAAAUCGUAUAGCAACAGAUUCUCUGCUUUUAGAGAAGCAGCAAAGUCACUAUCUGAAACACCAGGUGCUUCUGCAGCAAAAUUGAGUGACAUCACCAAAUCAAGACUAAAGGAGGAACACCAAAAACAACUUCUUGCAAGAACUAAGAAUCUACAUGUCCAGGGAUCCAUCUUCCGUCUAGAGAACUGUUCAUCUGACGUCUGGGCAAAUGUUGUCUCUUGUCUUCCCGGUCAUCAACUCUCUUUUGUCCUCAAUGCCGUUUCUGAUACCCUCCCUUCAAAUGCUAAUCUUGUCCUAUGGAGUAAACGUUCUUGUGAUAAAUGUCCUCUAUGUCAUCAACGUCAAACCCUUCUUCACGUUCUCAAUAAUUGCUCAGUCCUCUUACAAUGUCGUCAUUACAAUCAACGUCACGACUCUGUUCUCAGUCUUCUCUAUAAUGCGGCUAUUAACCAUCUACCACAUCAAUUCAACAUCUUUGCUGAUUUAAAAGACUGUGAAGUAAAGUUUCCGUCUGACAUCAUUCCUACUGCACAAAGGCCUGACAUGUUGAUUUGGAAUAAUCAUACGCUCAAAUUUUAUGUCAUAGAACUAACAAUCCCUUUCGAAACAAACUUUUUUGAUGCAAAUAAAAGAAAAUCAGAACGGUAUACAGACUUCAUGAUGACCAUCAAAUCAAAAGGCUUCACCUGUAAGCAACUAAAUAUUCAAAUAGGAUCUAGAGGCUUUAUUGAUACUCCAAGUCUUCUCCCCUUCCUUGAUGUCAUCUCUAUUCCUCCUCACAAUCAACGUCAACUAUUAUCAUCAAUCGUAAAGGUGACAAUUGAAGAAUCUCGUAAAAUAUGGUUAGCCAGAAACAAUAUUUAGUUGUACAUUACUUGUUAGAGCUUUUACUAUUACUUUACUGGCGCCACAUUAUUGUUAAGUGUGAUGGCCAUGUAUUAGUGAGGUGCUCCUCGUUUAUCUAAUAAAUGAGUUCUUUAUGU
This is a messenger RNA of Corticium candelabrum, 1327 nucleotides long. RefSeq lists its product as uncharacterized. Lineage: Eukaryota; Metazoa; Porifera; Homoscleromorpha; Homosclerophorida; Plakinidae. The coding region runs from base 3 to 1208 and encodes 401 amino acids. The record is from RefSeq and is a predicted model, not a curated record. The transcript has a single exon.